CGUGAAGAAGAAGAAGAGGCACGGUGAGGAAGAAGAAAAAGCCCCUCACCCAGUAAUGUCUGAAUAAGUGAAGAUAAGUGACUUUAUUUCAGUUUAGAAAAUUACGUAACACGAAAAGGAAGGUGUGUGAAUAAGAAGAAGGGAGGAACGAGAGAAGGAGGACCUAAAAAGCGAUACAAAGCGUUACAGGUUAAAAGAAGAAGAAGAAAAAGAAGAAGACCCCACGUUCUCCGGCCAGCCCAGGACCCAGACAUUGAAGGCUUAGCAGCAGCAGCAUGGGGGCCCAGCAGGAGAACAUGGACACCAGCGUGAUGGGGGAGGAGGAGAAGGACGGCGAGGUGACGUACGAGGAGAAGCUCAACUACGUCAGCAUCAUCGCCAAGCCCAUGGCCUCCAAGAAGCUCGCCGGCAGGAUCUACAAGCUGAUCAAGAAGGCCUCGAAACACAAGACCUUUUUAAGGGAUGGAUUAAAGGAUGUUCAGUCAAGGCUGAAGAAAGGAGAAACUGGAAUUGUCAUCUUUGCUGGAAAUGUUUCCCCCAUUGAAGUCAUGUGCCACCUCCCUGCAAUUUGUGAGGAGAAGGCAAUUCCCUACAUAUACACCCCAUCCAGGGAAGACUUGGGAGCUGCCAUGGGGACUAAAAGAGGCUCCCUUGUUGUCAUGGUCCGAGAAAACGGUGAAUAUCAGGAAGCGUAUGACAAAGUGUUAGAUGAAAUCAACAAAGUUCCUAAGGUUUAUUAACUUUUUAUAACAUACAUUAAUUUUAAGUACAGUAUAAUUAUUUGAAUAAAAGUAAAAUAUUUAA
Molecule: messenger RNA, 804 nt
Organism: Eriocheir sinensis (Chinese mitten crab)
Lineage: Eukaryota; Metazoa; Arthropoda; Malacostraca; Decapoda; Varunidae
Gene: NHP2
Product: H/ACA ribonucleoprotein complex subunit 2-like protein
Exons: 3
Coding region: 276-740 (154 amino acids)
Biological process (GO): rRNA pseudouridine synthesis; snRNA pseudouridine synthesis
Cellular component (GO): box H/ACA snoRNP complex
Molecular function (GO): box H/ACA snoRNA binding
Source: RefSeq, a predicted model, not a curated record